Molecule: messenger RNA, 1413 nt
Organism: Scheffersomyces coipomensis
Lineage: Eukaryota; Fungi; Ascomycota; Pichiomycetes; Serinales; Debaryomycetaceae
Gene: NCS2
Product: Ncs2p
Exons: 1
Coding region: 1-1413 (470 amino acids)
Biological process (GO): tRNA wobble position uridine thiolation
Cellular component (GO): cytosol
Molecular function (GO): tRNA binding; sulfurtransferase activity
Source: RefSeq, a predicted model, not a curated record
AUGUCUGACAAUCAGCCUGUCAAGUACUUGGAUGAAGAAGAAUCCAGUUCAUCACCUUGCCAAAGAUGUAAAGUCGAAAAUGCCAUUUUAAUUACUAGAAAGGAGAAAUUUUGCCAGAAUUGUUUUAUAAGAUUCAUCAGAGGUAAACAAAGAAAGCAAAUGCAAGAUGAUAAAUAUAAAGUCAAAUAUGGUCCUUUUAUUGAGAGACAUGGUCAACAAAAGGUUUUAUUAGCCUUAUCGGGUGGAGAAUCAAGUGUAGUGCUUUUAGAUGUUAUGGCAUCGUUAUUGCAAGAACAAUUCGAAGCUCAUAAUGGAAAACAAGGAUUUGAAUUGAUUAUCUUGAAUUUGGAUGAAUUUGAUUUAAAUCAUUUAAAUAAGAAGGUUGGAGAAAUACUACCCUUAUUAAUUAAAAGAUAUUCGCCAGCUAAUAUCCAAUAUAAAGUAUUAGCAUUAAAUUCAUAUAUCUUAGAUGAUUCAAUACUAGACAAAAUCGUUUUGAAUGAUGAUUUCACUGGUCUUUCAUCAACUAUAAUAGGGAGUGAUAAAUCAUAUACAUUAUUUGAUAUAUUAGAAUUAUGUCCUAAUAAAUCAUCAGUUGAAGAUUUAUUAACUAUAAUUUAUAAUGAAUUAAUUCUUCGAACUGCAUACCUUGAAAAAUGUCAAACUAUAAUAUAUGGUCAUAGUAUGACUAGAAUUGCUAAUGAGAUCAUUGCAUUAACUGUCAAAGGAAGAGGAUCGAUCAUUUAUGAAGCUAUUUCUGAUCAUUCGAAAACUUACAAAGAUCAACAAUUUCAAAUUUUAUUCCCAUUACGUGAUGUAUUAUACGCUGAAAUCAUAUCUUAUUGUAAAUUAACCAACAUGGAUGAAUUUAUUUUACAAUCCACUAUUCCAAAAUCGAAGAUCAAUAAAAAUUUAACCAUCAGAGAUUUGACUACCAGAUAUUUCAGUCAAUUAGAUGCUACAGGAUAUGCCUCCACCGCAUCAACCGUAGUUAAAACAGGGGAGAAAUUGGGUGCUCCAAAAUCAGACUCAACUUCAUUAGUUACUCAUUGUCAAGUAUGUGGGGUUGAAAUCUAUCAAGAUCCAGGUAAUUGGUUAAGAAAUAUUACUGUUAAUAAAGCUGCUCCUAUAGAGACUGAAGAAGAAAAAGAGUAUCUUGAAUCGUAUAAAGCUUCUAUUGGAGAGCCAGAAAUUAUUGAUGAUAGAUAUAAGUCUGUACAUAUCUGUUAUGGUUGUAUAGUGACAUUAGGAGGAGUUAACCUGGUCUCUGGUUUCGUAUGGCCCUUGAAGGAUAAAAAUACCGAUCAUUUUGAAAGUCAACCAUACCUAGUUGAUAGUGAAGUUGAAAAGCAAAAGAUUCUUGAUGAGUUCAUCUUAACUAAUGAUGAGGAUGAAGAUGAUGAUAAUGAAUAG